This is a messenger RNA of Mytilus californianus (California mussel), 2934 nucleotides long. RefSeq names its product tyramine beta-hydroxylase-like. The record is from RefSeq and is a predicted model, not a curated record. Gene Ontology annotation, molecular function: dopamine beta-monooxygenase activity; copper ion binding. Lineage: Eukaryota; Metazoa; Mollusca; Bivalvia; Mytilida; Mytilidae. The transcript is spliced from 9 exons. Bases 9 to 1760 code for a protein of 583 amino acids.
GUCGCUUUAUGAAGUGUAAACUACCACUUUUUGGUUAUCCUCGAUGCAUUAUGGACAAAAUAUUGAAUUGGUUGGUCAUUAAGUUGUGUGUUCUUAUUACCGUGAGUCAUGUAGCAGUAGCCUUUCCCAGGUUUCAAGAUGUGAUUCCUAAUGGAGAUAAGUUACCACAUCCAUGUAAACCGAAUUACAUAUGGCACGGCGUUGGACAUAGAGCAGACAGAGGGGAGGGCCCACUGAACGAUUUCGGAAAGGAUUUUCUUCGACUUGGAAAGAAGUGGAAUAAAUCUUUAUGCCAGCUUGAUUCUGACAAAGAUGGAAUAAGUAAUGGAGAAGAACUUGGUGACCCUGAUUGUGUUUGGACACCAGAGACGAUUCCGCAGAGACAAAAUAAAAUAAAACAUCCAGGUGUUUGUGAUCCUUGGGAAAGUGAGAAAUGCAAGAAACAAAAUGCAUGGGUGGACUGUGAUAUAGACGAACUCAAAUGUGCAGCCAUUCACGAUGAAAAUGUAAUGAAUAUCACAAUUCGAAUGCCCGAGACCAAGGUACCGAGCACCGAGACAAACUACAUGUGUACUAUGUUUGAUUUACCAAGCGAUGGAGACUUCCACAUGAUUGCCAGUGUACCUUACAUUGUAAACAAUUAUGUCAUGCAUCAUAUGUUGUUGUUUGGGUGUGAAGAUACAGAUGAUGUCAGACAGAUUGAUCCAAAUAAACCUAAGUUAUGUAAGAUGGGAGGAAAAGGUUGCAGUGACAUCAUAGGUGCAUGGACUGUGGGAUCUGCUGGACAGUGUGCUCCAAAAGAGUUUGGAUAUAGAAUUGGUAUGAAGGGAUAUAAACGUGUGCUGCUUCAGGCUCACUGGAAUAACCCAGAGUUGAAAGAGGAUUAUGUCGAUAGCUCUGGUCUUACGCUUUAUUAUACAAGUAAACUUAGACAAAAUGAUGCCGCAGUUAUGAUGGUUGGCAGUAGUAGUUUUGAAUUGCCACCAGGAAGAUCAGAUGUUGAAGUUGUUGGAACAUGCUCUAAAAAAUGUAGCAAAGAAAAAUUAAAAGGUCCCAUUUAUGUCACUGCCGCAAUAAAUCAUAUGCAUUAUUUGGGUAAAAAACAGAAGAUAGAGUUGAUACGUAAUGGCAGAAAAAUUCGGGAUAUUACAAACGAAGAAAAUUUUGAUUAUGAUAAACCAGUCACGCGCAGUUUUAACAUCCCAAUCGAAAUAAAACCUGGAGAUGAACUGAAAACCACCUGUGUGUUUAAAACCACAUCUAAACUUAAUUAUACUCACUUUGGACGAGGUACAAAUGACGAAAUGUGCUUUGGAUUUUUAACAUUUUAUCCUGCAAAGAAUGUGAAACGAAAAUUUUGUACAUCUUGGAAAAGCAUUCCAGUUUGUGAACUUAUAGCACCGAUUGUCAGAGGUUGCCAGUCAACAAAAUUUACAAAUCUAUCAAAUCCAGAAUUUACUGAAAUGAGAAAUGCUGUGAAAGAUCAUUGUUCUACAAACGAUACCUGUUUAGAGAAAUGUGAAGAGCAUCUAACAAUCAUUAACAGUCAUCCAUGCAUGAACGGAGAUGUAGGAAUAUACAUAAAGUACAGAUUAAAAAGGUUAGGUGACUCUAGUGUUACAGAUUUCUAUAAUGGAAUUGAAUCAUGUUCUCUAAAGCAUGCAACUCUUUUAUCCCAACCAAACACAGGGAAUUCGAUCAGUAUUCUUCAGUUUCGCGUUGUAGUCAUUUUUGGUUUUAUUGUCAUGUUUAUCACAUAAAUCAAUGUAAACACAGUUAUCAUGUUUAUCAUAUAAAUCAAUGUAAAUACUGUUAUCAUGUUGAUCAAAUACAUCAAAAUAAACACAGUUAUGUUUAUCACAUACAUGAGUACAUAAAUGUUAACACAGUUAUUGAUAUUUUGCAGCGAGUACAAUACAAUUAUUUGAUCGAACUAUGUUCUUGUAAAUAGUAUUAUGAAACAUUAGAACAUACUCACCCAUUCUCGUCCAAUGAAAAAUCUGUAUGUUCCCUUCUAUGUUUCAUAGUACAUGGCUAUCCAAUAACGAUGUAUAUAUGUCCAUAAUCGUUUUUGUUGCUAUAUACUCAACUUGGGUAAAACUGUACCAAUUUCGUUCUUAUGUAGAAAAUGUAGAAUUGUUAAAUACUGGUUGCAUCUAAUUCAUGACCAACCAAAUAUUGUUUACGAUGUAUAUAAAAUUUUAUGUAUUGAUGCUUCUAAUGACAAAAAAAAUCGGGCAUCCAAUGUAAGAGACCUUUUUUUAGUUUAGGUUUGAGUUAAAUAUGGAUUAACCAAGAUAACACAAAUAUAUCAUUUGACUUUAUUAAAUCUCGUAUCAACGAUCAAUAUUAUCAAUGCUGGUAUGCUAAUAUUAAUGCUAGUAAAAAACUAUCUAUCUAUAAAUGUUUUAAAUUAGAUUUUUGUAUGGAGAAUUAUUUACAAUAUGAUUUUAAUACCAAUAUACUAACCAAAUUACGUAGUGAAAGCUUGAAAUUAUAUUUAGAAACUGGUCGCUAUGACAAUAUUCCUAGAAACAAUCGUAUUUGUAGUUGCUGUAAAAUGAAUAAUAUUGAAGAUGAAUACCAUUUUGUGUUCAUUUGUCCUGCAUAUAGAACACUUAGAUGUAACUUUUUGCCAAAAUAUUAUUGUUCAUGGCCAAAUACACGAAAGCUAAAUUUUUUAUUACAAGCUGGGUCAAAAAGCUUAACUAAGAAACUAUGUAGUUAUCUAAAGGCUGCAUUGAAAUGAAGAUCGCAAAUUAUCAGUUAAUAUAUUGUACACAUGUAUGUGUUGUUAUAGGUUAUCUCUGCAUUAUUUAAUUGUUCUCUGUAUUCUGUCAUAUUUGUCAUAUAUGUAUAUACCUUGUUAUUUUGCUAAAGCAAGUUUGUUGCUAAUGCUAUAAAGAUUUAUUCAUAUAAAAUGCUAUACAUGAA